AUGGUCUUAGCUACUCAGCCUGUACAUACAAUUUCUGAUAUGGGAGAAGACAUCUGUGAGAAAGCCAAGUUCUCAGGUCUAGUCAGAAUCGAGAACUCAGGGGAAGUUUCCGGAAGACACAGAGUUCUCCUAUUUGCAAGGCCUAUCAUGCCUAGCGAACGAAAUCCCUUGAACCAAUUGGUUGGAUUUCAGAGUGUGAGCUUAAAUUCAGGAGAAAGAACGAAACUAGAAUUUAUUAUAAGCCCCUGUGAAAACCUUGGCACAGCCACUGAAGAUGGUUUGAUGGUAAUAGAAGAGGGGUAUAAAUACCUGAUGUUAGAAGAUGAAGAGCAUCCCAUUAACAUUGUAAUUUGA
Messenger RNA from Fraxinus pennsylvanica, 354 nucleotides. Lineage: Eukaryota; Viridiplantae; Streptophyta; Magnoliopsida; Lamiales; Oleaceae. The record is from the annotation of a GenBank genome assembly.